This is a messenger RNA of Oppiella nova, 1232 nucleotides long. NCBI's taxonomy places the organism in Eukaryota, Metazoa, Arthropoda, Arachnida, Sarcoptiformes, Oppiidae. The record is from the annotation of a GenBank genome assembly.
CUCUAUAAUGAUCUCAACGCUAGACAUCACCAAAAGGAAAGUCUUUGGUUCCGGAAAUUUUGAGCUCUUGAGGGCUAAAGUGAAGUCAAAUCCACGGAUCAAAGGAGUGGUCUUUUCCAUAGAUAUGUUGAAUUCGGUUCAGAUGUCGGAAAUGGAGUCCCAAUUAGGGGUUGACGUGAGUCCUGAGUCGGCACAUGACUGUCACGACAGGAACUGAUGAUUGAAUGACUUGUUCCCAGAUUUACGACAGAUAUUCCAUUGUCUUAAAUGUCUUCAAAUCUCAGGCCAACACCAAAGAAGCGAAACUGCAGAUCGCUUUGGCGGAGAUUCCGUACAUUAGAAACAACUUAAGAGUUUUAGAAAAGAGCGGACAAUCGCGACAAAAGGGUUGGUUGCAUACGACCGGCGGUUCCGGACAGACGUGGAUUGAGAUCAGGAAACAACUCUUGAGGGACAGGGAAUCGAAGUUAACUAAACUUUUGGAUAAAAUCGAAUCAAACAGAGAACUACUUCGAGUGAAUCGCGCGAAGAAACAGUUUCCGGUGAUCGCAGUCAUCGGUUAUACCAAUUGUGGUAAGACUUCACUCAUCAAAGCCCUGACAAACGACCAGAGAUUAGUUCCAAGGAAUCAGUUGUUCGCCACUUUGGAUGUGACGGUUCACACGGGGAGACUCGCCUCCAGUCUCAGAGUGCUCUACACCGACACCAUUGGCUUCAUCUCCGAGAUCCCGACGGCUUUGAUUCACUCAUUUAAAGCCACAUUAAGUGAAAUCUGUUUCGCAGAUGUGAUCGUCCACGUGCUGGAUGUGAGUCAUCCCAACCAUCAAUUACACGACCAGACGGUUAGCCAAACAUUAGAUCAAAUCAAUGUUCCCGAAAAGCUCAAGAAUUCAAUCAUUGAAGUGUCAAAUAAAAUAGAUUUAGUCGAAGAUCAAGAAACCCUUCAAAACAGUAAUCGACUGCUAGUGUCCGCCACUCAGAGAAUAGGUUUGGAUCAGUUGAUGGAUGCCAUCGAAAAACAGAUUAUCAUUAAUACGGGACGACUAGAAAAGACUUUGAGGGUUGCAAACGGAGGCCUCGAAUACCAAUGGCUUUACAAAGAAUCAGCAAUUCGUGAAAGUAAUGUCGACCCAAAUGAUGAAAACUAUUUGAUAUUACAAAUCUAUAUAACGAUUGAAGCGUUUGCGAAGUUUAAGCAUUCAUUUCGUGAUUCUUUUCGUGAGCUUUCAUAA